AUGGCUACCUCGAAGGCCAAGUAUGAGUCCUUCCUUAUCAAUAACGUCUCGACUAUCUCGACCCUCGAGUCCUCGCUUCGAUCAAUUACGUGGUUUUUACCGGGUCGUUUCAAGGAUGCAGAGUUGGCGUCGGAGGCUCUCACGUCGUUGCUCAAUCUGAUGAGCAUGUAUCAUGAUACACUCCUGACUCGUGUUGUGAAAAACAAUCCGUCGUACCGCCCUCUUAUCCCCUCCUCCUUGCACAGUCGCUUCACAAGAGCAUGGACCGACAAAGACUCCGUCUAUAAGUGGGCCGCGCGUGCUUUGGAGAUAAUCCGUUUUACGGAAUUGGUGCUAGAGAUGGCUCUGAAGAGAAACGUCUCUGAUAAAGCCAGAUGGAGAUCCAUUAUUCUCCUUGAAGUCAUAAAAGCUUCGCUGCGCAUGCUAAUAUUGAGGAUAACACGCCGGCCUCUCAUGUCGCCCCCGAUCCCAGAACGAGACUUCGACCCGACGACAUUACCACACACGAGCCAUACUUCGUCCCCCACACUAGCACCAUCCUCGCCUUCUAAUUCACCUCCCAUGACCCCGGACCAUCUCCGUAACAACCACAUACCUCUAUCUCAGCAUCCAUUACUUUCUGCUGCGCGGUCAGACACCUCAGCAGAAGACUAUCUCUUGCCGAAGGCCUUAACGCCUUCUUCGGUCAGACCCUCACUAUCUUUGAUUCGAAGAUUGUCCGGUCCUCGAGAUUGGUUGGCAGAAACUAUAUACAUCUUGCGACCACUGGUCUACGCAACUCUCGUCCUUGCUGAUCGCCAGUCCAAGGAACGCUCAAGCCGUGCCUUGGUGGUAGCUCUGCUGAUGGAAUUCCUUUCGCGCAAUCUACGUCGGACGCCAACAGCUUCUUCUGCGCUUGAACGUUCUGAAUACGCUAAAAGAGACAAGGACAUGCUUUGGUAUCUGCUUCGUGGGUCGAUAUGGGAAGGGUACACCAGGCCAAAGUUGGAGUCAUUUGUUACGAAAACUGCUCACGCUCCGUUCAUUGGACUGUUUGGUGCUUUCGUGAAGGAUUGGAUCCCAUUGAUUGACGACUACUAUUAUUAUACCGCUCCCUAA
Messenger RNA from Cyclocybe aegerita, 1098 nucleotides. Lineage: Eukaryota; Fungi; Basidiomycota; Agaricomycetes; Agaricales; Hemipholiotaceae. The record is from the annotation of a GenBank genome assembly.